AUGGGAGAAGAACAAGAUCCACGGAAGAUGAAAAAGAUAGCGGCAACGGCCUAUGACUACGAAAACGACCCUAAAUGGGCCGAUUAUUGGUCGAAUAUUCUCAUCCCUCCUCACAUGGCUUGUCGCUCCGAUGUUAUCACCCACUACAAACGUAAAUUCUACCAGCGUUACAUUGACCCUGAUUUUGUAGUGGAGCCGAUGACAAUCCAAAAUACUUCUCAGCCUACAAGAUCAUCACCUCCACAAUCAUCAUCAUCUACAAGAGAAUGCAGACCAUCUCAGAACUCAGGAUCAACUACACAAGCAACACGAGCAUCGACUAUGAAUUCAACUCCAUUGCGUUGGGAUAGACAAACAAUACAGUUUUCUGUCAAUGCUUGGGUGAUUGCAGUGGUUGUGCUUGCUAUGUUCCCGUUCAUACCUGCAAGUCUUUCUAAUAGGGCAUAUCGCCUCUCAUUUAUGGGCACUCUAUGUUCUUCUUUGUAUUCCCUCUACUGUCUAUAUGGGAAACCAAGGGCAUGGAAUUUGCAGGCAGUCCAAGUGUGGCUUCAGUCAGUAAUUGCAACCAAAGAUUUUAUCUACUUCAUUUACUGCCUCACAUUUGUCUCCUCAAAUCUUCAACUUAAAUUUGCUUUGCUUCCCAUCUUAUGCCGUGCCUUAGAACAUUCUGCAAAAUUCCUCAGAUAUAAUUUCAGUCAAGCACCCUUGUACAGGAAGUACUUGGAAGAUGUUUGUGUUUGGGCAGAAUCAAACACCACAACACUUAGCAUAUUGUCUUCACAAGCUGAGAUUGGAAUCGGAUUCCUUUUGAUUAUCUCUCUUUUAUCGUGGCAGCGUAACAUUAUACAAACUUUUAUGUAUUGGCAGUUGUUGAAGCUGAUGUAUCAUGCACCUGUGACUGCUGGUUACCAUCAAAGUGUGUGGACUAAAGUUGGGAAGAUAGCCACUCCUCUUAUCCAUAAAUAUGCUCCAUUUUUAUACACUCCCUUAUCUACAAUACAAAAAUGGUGGUUUAGGCAAUGA
Lactuca saligna is the source of this 1023-nucleotide messenger RNA. The record is from the annotation of a GenBank genome assembly. NCBI's taxonomy places the organism in Eukaryota, Viridiplantae, Streptophyta, Magnoliopsida, Asterales, Asteraceae.